Molecule: messenger RNA, 2789 nt
Organism: Aspergillus calidoustus
Lineage: Eukaryota; Fungi; Ascomycota; Eurotiomycetes; Eurotiales; Aspergillaceae
Source: the annotation of a GenBank genome assembly
CUUUGAAAUUACCACGACUACGUAUGUCAAAAGGCAAGAGAAACGAUGCCCUUUGAAUUUAUCGACAAUAACGCGCCAAUUGAUCGCGCGUCGAGAAAGCGAAUCCGAAGCCGCGCAGCGACCGGGAAGAACGCCAACAGGACCCUCGUCCGCGCACCAAAGGCCCAUAUUCUCAGAAACCCCGCAGCUAGUACUCCGUUCAAAGCUCCUACAAGUCUUCACAAAACCCGCGAGAAUCAGCAAAAUAAGGGUGAUGAUGAUCUGAUUGUUGAGAUUGGUCGUCCCGUUGAUGAUGGUCUGGAAUUCCCAAUCCGAGUGCACCCGGAAUCGAGAUAUCUUGUCCGAGAAGCGCUUUUCUUCUUCACCAACAUCCGACAUAACCCCCAGCUCGAUGGCGCGUUAGUCAAUCCGGAUAAUAUGCGAUCGCUCUGGGUGCGAUAUUUCUUCCAAGACGAGGCUUACUUCCACUGUUCGGUAGCCACAUCAAUCCUCUGCUCGAAAAACCGAGUGGACGAAACGGCACAGGGGAUGCGCCACAUUGCACAUACCUAUCGUAUCGUGCAGGAGCGUCUCCACGGCAAGGAAGCAACGUCUGAUAUGACCAUCGCCAUCUUAAUAGUCAUGUCACAGUAUGACAGGUUGCAAGGGCAGUAUAUGCGUGGGUUUAUUCAUGUCCAGGGACUGUACAGGAUGGCACAAUUACGUGGAGGAGUCGUGAAGUUGAGUAGGGAGUGUUGGGGAAUUGCGCAAAAGCUUUUGAGGGCUGAUCUGGAGUACGCUUUACAACUCGGUUCGAAGACGCUUUUUGGUGACGAUGGAAUCGAGGCCCUCUGUGAAAUGGGUUUCCCAUAUGUUGGUAAUGGAGAGCAAGUCGACUCGGGUGAUGGAUCUGAGCUGGACUCGUUCUUGAAGCAGACCCUUCGGACCGAACUAUGGGCGGUCUUCGCAGACAUGCGCCGUCUCGGCGCAAUGCUCAAUGACGCCAGUGCUGGUCGUAGACGAAAACUGGACGGUGUAGAUUUCCACUGCUCUAUCCUGCUUCUCGGUUAUCGAAUACUGAAACUGAACCCACUAGACGAAGCUUUGGGCACAGCCAUGAGUGACCUUGAGAAUGUGAUUCAACUUGGUCUUCUGGCGUUCCUGGUGACCUUUCUGACUGGAUUGGACCAUCGCAUCCUUGACAAGCCGCUUCUGUCACGUCGGCUGCGACUUGCUAUCAAGAUGCUCUCUGCAUCAAAGGAUGCCGGGCAGCAAAGUCAGCUGGUGCAACGCGUGAUAAUGUGGUCGCUCUUCGUUGGAUCAGCAGCCGUGUUCAAGUGCUCUGAAGACGACUGGCUCAACCCGAUGACCCAGGCCACAAUGCGGACCCUUGGCUUAUAUGCCUGGGAAGAUGCAAAGAAGGUCUUGACUGGAUUUCCGUGGGUAGAUGCGCUUCAUGAUCGAGCGGGUAUAGUGCUCUGCUCUACACAAAUCCUACUCAAAUUUUCCGGUGCAACAGAUCAAUUCUUCUAAGUCGGCUACUUAACACGGCUUCGAGCUAUAUUGGGACAGUGUCUACUGCAUUUCCAAAGCCUUCUGCACACAUCCUGGAGCAGCAGUCUCCAGUUCCUUGACGAGGAGGUCCCACAGGCGCCUCUGAUCCUUCUGCGCCUCCGCAUCGGUCAUCCACUCGGGGAGUCUCUCACUGCAGAGUCCUAUCAGUACAAGCGCAAGACGCGCAGAUGAAGGAAAGGCAACUUACUCGUUGAUCUCGCAAUGUGUCAGGUAACGCCCGUGGCUCUCCUUACCCAGGGCAACACCAGCAAGAAGCGUCCUACUACCCUCCUCGGCGGUUCGUCCAGACUCUUCACGCAGUUUGCCCAGUUCUUCCCUGAAAGUACCGGUCAUGUUACGGUCAAGCUCAGUGAUACAAAGACCCGGACAGCUUGCAUUGAUCACCACUUUGCCUUUCUCAACGGGGAGUAACGAGGCAAGUUCCCGGGUUAUCAGAGUAUCCAUGAGCUUGGAAAUCGGAUAUCUAUGUGGAAGACGUGUCAGCAGAAUCAAGACAACCAGUGAGUGUAGAGCCUUCAUGGAGAAACAUACGAAACCAUCAACUUCUCCGCCCCAACCGCUUCGAGCUUAUUGUACGGAUCAUCCCGAAUCGCUUCCCACUGGUCACGGACAUCAAACGCCGAACCAGAUGUAAUCAACGACAACCGUGGGAGUAUCCCAAACUUCUCCGCACUCUCCUUCAACUUUGGCAGCAACAACAUGGCUAACAAGAAAGUACCGAACACAUUCACGGUAAGAGGCAAGAUAUGGCCCUCGGCCAGAAUCCUCUGUCCAGUCGCAACGGCCGCGUUCUCAAUCACAGCAUCGACCCGAUCGAGCUCAUUCUCGACCCGCGCAGCAAAUGCUUUGACGGAGUCGUACCUGCUCAGGUCGAGAGCCCAGACUUCUGCAACCCCCGAGGUCGCCGUGGCAGCGUCGAUUUCCGCACGGGCUGUUUCGCCGUUGGCGGGACGGCGCACUGCGAGGAUUACCUUGGCUGCACCGAGACGCACGAGAUGUUUGGCGGCUUCGAAACCUAGUCCGGUGUUUGCGCCCGUGACGAUGUAGGUGCCUCCCGUCACGGCUUCUUUGGUUAGGAGGAUGGGGAGGUCUCGAGGUUGUCCUGGGAUGUCGGCGGCCAUGUUGCUUUCUGGGGUCUGGUGGAUAGAGAGUAUAUAAACCUUGAGCUGAGUUGAUAUUUGAAACAAUUGGAUCACUGCUUUCUCAAUAAAGAUGACAAGGACAACUACUCGUAU